UGGGGGUGUGGGGGUAUGGGAGGGGCGGGCAUUCUGCUGCUCUUGCUGCUGCUGCUGGCAGGGGUGGAAGCCUGGAGACCCCCAAAGGGCAAGUGUCCUCUGAGCUGCUCCUGCUCCAAGGACAGUGCUCUUUGUGAGGGUUCCCCAGAACUGCCAGAGAGCUUCUCCCCGACUCUGCUGUCACUCUCUCUAGUCAGGACUGGAGUGUCCCAGCUGAAGGCCGGCAGCUUCCUGAGGGUGCCCUCGCUGCACCUGCUCCUCUUCACCUCCAACUCCUUCUCCGUGAUCGAGGACGAUGCUUUUGCUGGCCUGUCUCACCUGCAGUACCUCUUCAUCGAGGACAAUAAGAUCGGCUCCAUCUCUAAGAACGCCCUCCGUGGACUUCGCUCCCUCACACACCUGAGUCUGGCCAAUAACCACCUCGAGAGUCUCCCCCGGUUCCUGUUCCGAGGCCUGGAGACCCUGACUCACGUGGACCUCCGAGGAAACCCAUUCCAGUGUGACUGUCGUGUGCUCUGGCUGCUGCAGUGGCUGCCCACCGUGAAUGCCAGCGUGGGCACAGGGACCUGUGCCGGCCCAGCCACCCUGACCCACAUGCAGCUUCGCCACCUGGAUCCCAAGAUAUUCAAGUGCAGAGCUAUAGAGCUGUCCUGGUUCCAAACUGUCGGGGAGUCAGCGCUGGAUGUGGAGUCUUUCUCCUACCAGGGGGAACCCUACAUGGUCCUGGCCCAGCCUUUUGCCGGCCGCUGCCUGAUCCUCUCCUGGGACUACAGCCUGCAGCGCUUCAGGCCUGAAGAAGAGCUGGCAGCACCUUCAGUGGUGUCCUGCCAGCCCCUGGUGCUGGGUCCGAGUCUCUUUGUGCUGGCUGCCCGCCUGUGGGGGGGCUCGCAGCUAUGGACACGACCUAACCCCAGCCUACGCCUGGCUGCCACGCAGACCCUGGCCCCUCGACAGCUGCUGCGGCCCAAUGAUGCCGAAUUGCUGUGGCUGGAUGGGCAGCCAUGUUUCGUGGUGGCCGAUGCGUCCAAGGCGGGCAGCACCACGCUGCUGUGCCAGGAGGGGUCAGGCUUCUACCCGCGUCAGAGCCUGCAUGCCUGGCACCGGGACACAGACGCUGAGGCCCUGGAGCUCAAUGGCCGACCCCACCUGCUGCUGGCAUCCGCCUCGCAGCGCCCCGUGCUCUUCCAAUGGGUGGAUGGCCGCUUCGAGAGGAGGACAGACAUCCCUGAGGCCGAGGACGUCUAUGCCACCCACCACUUCCAGGCGGCUGGGGAAGUGUUCCUGUGUCUGACACGAUACAUCGGGGACUCUAUGGUCAUGCGCUGGGAUGGCUCCAUGUUCCGCCUGCUGCAGCAACUUCGCUCCCGAGGCACCCACGUCUUCCAGCCACUGCUCAUCACCAGGGACCAGCUGGCUAUCCUGGGCAGUGACUUUGCCUUCAGCCGGGUCUAUCGCCUCGAGCCUGACAAGGGCCUCCUAGAACCACUGCAGGAGCUGGGGCCGCCGGCCUUGGUGGCCCCACGCGCUUUUGCCCACAUCACGGUGGCAGGCAGACGCUUCCUCUUUGCUGCUUGCUUCAAGGGUCCGACUCAAAUCUACCAGCACCACGAGUUAGAUCUCAGUGCCUGAGACCUACAGGGACCCCAGGCAGAGCUGGCAAGGGGCUGAUGGAGGCUGCCAGGGGGUGUUCUGGGUCUCUAGCUGCCUCCUUAACUGCAACCUGAUCCAGUGCGGGUGAUACCACCGGAUAAACCCCAGGCAAGUACGUUCCUUCCGGUCUUAGGCAAUAUCUUGGCUGGAGCAAAUGUCCCCCCCAAGUGUGACUCAGGCUGGGCUCUACCCAGUGCCCAGAUACACAAGUCACGGUGGUCUGGAAGAUCCCCCUCUCAACCUACUUUCUGGCACCAGCAUCACCCCACCACCCACCCAGCCCAGAUCCAUCUCAACUGGUUGCAAGUGAAAAUACCGAGCAGAUUAGUCCUUGCUCCAACCCGACCAAUCACCUUCAGUGCCCGCCUCCAUGAUGUCACCCAUGUCUGGGACUGUUUCCCAGUGGGCAGGCAGGGAAGAUGCUUUUUGCACAUGCGUGCCUGCUGCUAAAGCAGCUGGACUGAUUCUUCCAUCAAGAGCUGUGCAAGGAACUAGGCAAGGGAAGUGUGUGUGUUGGGGGGAGCUGGGGUACCCAGCCCUAUCCUCAUGAUGACUGGGUCGAGGACUGAGAGUGUUUGAGUUCGAUAAAUAAACCGUUUCUGUCGGAUCA
Messenger RNA from Suncus etruscus (white-toothed pygmy shrew), 2260 nucleotides. RefSeq names its product leucine rich repeat LGI family member 4 (gene LGI4). Gene Ontology annotation, biological process: neuron maturation; myelination in peripheral nervous system. The transcript has 9 exons. Gene Ontology annotation, molecular function: protein binding. NCBI's taxonomy places the organism in Eukaryota, Metazoa, Chordata, Mammalia, Eulipotyphla, Soricidae. The coding region runs from base 16 to 1629 and encodes 537 amino acids. The record is from RefSeq and is a predicted model, not a curated record.